Messenger RNA from Paramecium octaurelia, 4216 nucleotides. The record is from the annotation of a GenBank genome assembly. NCBI's taxonomy places the organism in Eukaryota, Ciliophora, Oligohymenophorea, Peniculida, Parameciidae.
AUGAUUUUGUUUAUGUUGAUGACAUUCAAUAAAAAAAGAAUACGUCAAGGCUCCCUUUACUUUUCUAUAUUUAUUGAUCUGAUCUUACAAAGUCAGAUAUGUCAUUUUACAAUGGCAUAAACGGAGAUCAGCAGGUCCUUUUUCUCUCCUAUUAGUUCAGAUGAUAGUAAGUAUAUUGAUGACAUUUUAGAUUGGAAAACUUAUUUUGCUGAGUCUUCACCUUAUAUAACAGAUUGUGGAAGUUCAUAUAUUUUUGGAGGUCUUUCUAUCUUUACUUACUAGACAACAAUAACAAAGACUUUCAUUCUUCCUCCUCAUAGCAAAUUGAAGAUCGAAUUUAAAUUCUGGAGGUACCUAUAAUAAUUAUAUUUAGAUUGACUUCUUGGUUUGGUUCGUUUUAUAUAUUUUAUAUUGAUGGCUUCAAAGCACAUGAUGAUAACCCUAACACUUCAACAGGCACUUAAAUUUGUGGUGUUGGAACUCAAGGAUAGGUUUAUUAAAUUAGUCAAGAAUUUGAUCAUGAUGGAAACAGUGCAAUAGCAACACUAAUUUCGCAGUAAAUGGGUUCAUAUUGGGGGAUUUCUGAUUUCAUAUUAUAUGUUUAGAAAUGUCCUAAAGGAUGUGAAUUCUGUGAUACGAUUGGAAACUGUUUACAAUGGAAUAGAAUGCUGGCAUUUUUUAAGAAUAUUCUUGUUACAGGGGGAGAAGGAUGGGCAAGAGACUAUUUUCCAUAUGAUGGAACUGGAGAAUGUGGAAGUAAAUAAAGUUAUAUCUAGGUUUUUGGUUUUAUGGACCUUUUUUAAUGACUGAAAAGAUUUCAAUAGAUUUGAAUUUAUCCGAUCCACACACCAAGUUUAAAAUAUAAUUUAAAUUUUUGUGCGCAUAUGUGACUGGAUCAAUUACUAUAAGAGUAAUUGGUAAUGGGGGUUUAUUAACAAAUUAUGCAUACCCUUUGAAUAUUAUUACUACUACUAAUAUUAUUUGCGGUUCGUAUUUAAAAUUAGAUAAAGUUUAUAUAGGAGAAUUCAUGAGCAGCGAUCCAAUUUUGACUUUUACUUUAGACAUUUCCGCAUUUAACACUGUGUCUAGUUCAACACCUUUUUAUGGUAUAAGAGAUUUUGAAGUAUUUACAGAUGCAGAGAAAAAAUAAGUGUAAAAUGAUAGUGAUAGUGGCAUCAUUUGCAGUGACAACAAUAUAUAUGCUUUUGAUGGGUGUUUUUCUUAUAUUUAUGAUUGCAAUGAAGGUUGCAAUAACUGUGUAAAGGGUCUUUGUAUUUAAUGUUUAUCUCCUUGGGUAUUAAAUAAAAUUUCAGGAUAAUGUGUCUCAAAAUGUGGAGACUAAAUAGUUGUAUCUUCAGAAUAGUGCGAUGAUGGUAAUUAUCAACCUUAUGAUGGAUGUUAUGAAUGUUAGUUUUCUUGCCCUUUAAAUUGUAAGGUUUGCUAAUAUGGAAAAUGUUUGAUUUGCGACUAGUCAUAUCAAUUAAUUGAUAAUAAUUGCUAAUUUAAUUGCAUAGAGGAUGAAAAUUUAAGUCAAUAUUAAGACUAUAAUAAUGAAGGUCACUAUUGUUAAAUUUCAAAAUUUUUAAUUAAUCCUUACUUACAGCAUGCGAUGUUAAAUACUGAUAUUUAGGUUUAAUAUGAUAGCGAUUCAUGUAAAAUUGAUAAUUAUGGAAUUUUCGCUUAUAUAUAUGAUAUGUGCCCUUUUGAAAUACCUCAGAACUGCAAAAUUUAUUUUUUAAAUUAAUGUUAGAUUUGCUAAGAUGAGUAUGAUCUAUCUAAUAAUAAUUAUUGUAUUCCUAAAUGUGGUAAUGGAAUUAUAUAAGAAUAUGAAUAAUGCGAUGAUGCUAAUUUAGAAUAGUUUGAUGGAUGCUAUUAUUGUAAUAGCAAUUGUCAAUUAGAAUGUGUAGAAUGUUAUUAUUCUCAAUGUUUUCAAUGUAUUGAAGGAUGGAAUUUAAUUAAUUUUAAAUGUUUCUCCGAAUGUGGGGAUGGUAAAAUUGCAUUACUUUCUGAAUAGUGUGAUGACUAAAAUAAUAAUAGCAAUGAUGGAUGCUUUGAAUGUAAAUUUGAAUGUUCAUAAAAUUGCUUAUUUUGUAAUCUUAAUUUUGAUUGUUUAUAAUGUUAGAAGUAUUAUGAAGUUUAGAAUAAUAGCUGUGUUCCUAAUUGUGGGGAUGGAUUAAUAUUUGAAGGAUUCGAAUAAUGCGAUGACGGAAAUGAUAUUGAAUUUGAUGGUUGUUAUAAAUGCUAAUUCUCAUGUUAAUAAAAUUGUUAAAUAUGUGAUUAAUACUAAUGUCUAGAUCCUAGAGUUAAUUAAUGUGAAUAUGGUUAGUAAUUGAUUGAUGAUUAAUGUCUUUCAAUUUGUGGGGAUUUAAUUAUUGCACCUGAUGAAUAAUGCGAUGAUGCUAAUGAAAUUCCUUUUGAUGGAUGCUAUUAAUGUUAAUAUUCCUGUUCUUUAAAUUGUAUGGAUUGUAUGGAUGGACAAUGUUUAAAGUGUGAUAAUGGAUAUGAAAUAAUGGAUAAUCUUUGUCUUGACAUUUGUGGAAAUGGUAUUAAAACUGAAAAAGAAGAAUGUGACGAUAAAAAUUUAAUAACUCAAGAUGGAUGCUCUGAUGAAUGCAAAGUUGAAAUUAAUUGGACUUGUUCACAAAUAAAUUUAGAAACAAGCAUCUGUCUGUUAAUGAAGCCUCCUCAUUUCAACUUAUUAUUCAUUAAUCAAACAUAUGACUCCUUCUUUGUAGAAAUGUAGAUUACAAGCUAAGUCAAAUUAUAAGAUUCUCAAUCAAACUUAACCUAAAGUUUGCAGCUCUCCUUAAUUGAUAUAGAUAUCUCUCAUUAUAUUAUUUAUGAAUAUGUUUUAGUAGAGCCAAAUGUCAUAUCAGUAUAGGAUAUAAACUAUUUAUUUUAAAUUAAAUUUUUAAAAUAAGAAACUAUGGAUAUUUACUUUUAAGUCUCAUUCGACACUGAACUUGUUGAUCAAUAUGGGUUUUCAGUUGAAAAUUAAUAAUGCAAAUUACAUUUAAGAAAUCCGAUAGUAUUAAGCGAUAUAGAAAGAACAGUAUCUCAUAAAAUGAGCUCAUUAAAUAUGUAUAUGCUCAUUGGACUUGGUGUAUCUAGCUUUAUUAUUUUAUUGUCUGGUAAUCCUGUUGAAUGCUUUGAGGUUUUGGAUACCUUAUAGUAUUAAUCUAAUCUAAAAUACAUUAAUUCGAAUUACCCAGAAAAUGUAAUGAUUUAUUUUGAAUCCUCUUAAGUAGUAACAAUAAUUCCAGUUUUGGAAAAGUUAUAAUUCCUUGACUUAUUUAAUAUUGUGAUUGGGUAGGAACAAAUCUAAGCAUAUGAAAAAUUUCUAUUUUAUGAUGUUAAUGCCGAAUUAAUCAGUAAUUUAUCUGGAUUAAUUGCCUAACUAGUGAUAGUAGUAUUAUUGCUUAUUGCAUCCAAAAUAUACUUCUGGAUUUUCAUUAAAAAAUGUUAUAAUAAAUUCAGGAUUUUUAUUUACAAUAACAAUAAAUUUUAUUUUUCUAAAUAGCUAGUCUUAAUAAUACAUAUGCUUAAUCAAUUAAGUAUUCAAAUAAAUUAACUAAUAUCAAUAAAUGGGAUUGUGUAUAUUAUCUAAGCAAAUAGUUGGGAUUUAAUUUUCAAGACUUUGUUGUAUCUAUACUCUUAAAAGGAAAAGAAUCUUAGAAAUUAAUUCUAAAAUAUAUUUGCAUGCACUUUUAUAAUUUGUAUUUUAGUAUUGCUCUCCUCUAUUUUUUCAUUAAAGAGGUCUAACAUAAAAUUAAAGAAAAGAAAUAUGCAUCUCCAUGAAGGCUUGAUGGUUGCGAAAAAGUUUUUUUUUCUUUUAGUUCUAAUAGGAUUUCAAAAAAGUUCACUAACACAGUCUGUUUUGUUGUCGUUGAUAAAUACUAUCUACAUAACAAUUAUUAUCCUUUGUUAGGUUGUCUCUAAAAAAAUUGAUUUAAUUUUGAUUCUUAUGUUUGAAUUACCAGUUAUAUUGUUUACUCUGCUUAACAUUGCUUAUGAACAAACUUAUGCAAAUUUCUUGGGCUUUAAAUCCCAAAUUUUAAUUGGAUUUGGGUAGAUAGGACUUCUGUCUUUUGGGAUAUUGGCACCAUUAAUAAAAUAUGUAUAUCAAAUCAAAAUUAAAUUUAAAAGACUAAUUUAAAAGUGGAUUCAAUAAAAAGUAAAUAAAUAAUAACCUGCUAGUGCCUCUCUUUUUUUAUGA